Molecule: messenger RNA, 1536 nt
Organism: Daldinia childiae
Lineage: Eukaryota; Fungi; Ascomycota; Sordariomycetes; Xylariales; Hypoxylaceae
Product: putative transporter SEO1
Exons: 5
Coding region: 1-1536 (511 amino acids)
Biological process (GO): transmembrane transport
Cellular component (GO): membrane
Molecular function (GO): transmembrane transporter activity
Source: RefSeq, a predicted model, not a curated record
AUGGCGGAAAACGAGAACCACAAAACGACCAUAUGGUCAUCAACGCGACAGGAGCCCAGCCAGCAAGGGAGCAGUGACAAUGGCAGAUCUCGCAUCGGGAGUCUGUGGGUCAGGCUGAUGAGCUCUAUCGGGUGGUAUCCAAAGGGUAUGCCAGAAGAGGAGAAAUGGCUAAUCCUGAAACUCGACUUGAGCAUCUUGAUCUUCGGCUGCCUGUCUUUCUUCACCAAGUACCUAGACCAACAGUCGAUCACCAAUGCAUAUGUUAGCGGUAUGAAAGAAGAGCUCGGCAUGUACGGCGAUCAGCUCAACUACAUCACGGCAACCUUUUGGGCGUCAUACUGUACUUUCAUGAUUCCAGCGUGCUACUUCCUGACGCACUAUCCCGCCAACAGGGUUCUCCCGGCUCUAGAAAUCGGCUGGGGAUUAUCUACCUUUGGUCUGGCCUGGGCUAAGAACGUCGAGACGCUGUAUGCUAUGCGAUUUUUCACCGGGCUCUUCGAAUGCUGCUCCUUUACUGGGACAAUUUACGUUAUCGGUUCUUGGUAUAAGCCAGGGGAGAUCGGACGGCGCGUCGCUCUUUUCUUCAUUGCGAGCCCGCUCGGGACUAUGUUUGCUGGGUAUUUACAGGCUGCGGCUUAUACUAAUCUGAAUCAAGUACACGGCUUGGCCGGCUGGAGAUGGCUCUUCAUCGUCGAUACGAUCAUUACGCUUGCCAUAUCAGUAUUCGGGUUCUUUGUCUUUCCCGACGUACCGGCUAGGAAGAAGCCGCGUUUUAUCACGACCGAAGAGCACGCUCUUGCGCGUAAGCGUAUCCAAGGACUCGUAGCUCCGCCGCAGCUGCAACUGUCCCGAGAUAUAUUCAAGCGGGUAUUCUCUCGGUGGCAUUGGUACCUCUUCGUGCUCCAAUGGACAUUGAUGGAUCAGAACUUCCUCCCUGGAAGUCAGCCGUUCUCUCUAUAUCUAAAAGCAAAGAGCAACAUAUACUCAGUCGUUCAGAUCAAUACGAUACCUACCAUCGUUACGGCAGUGAGUAUUGUCGUUGCACUGUUCAGCGGUGUCAUUGCAGAUAAAACCGGGCGGUUUUGGAUUCCCGCCAUCGUCGUGACUUUUCCGGUUCUUGUUGGUACGGCAUUGCUUGUGGCUUGGGAUAUUGGUGAGAGCGGCCGUUUAGCUGGAUUUAUACUCACUGGAUUUGAGGCAGCUUGCUCACCUCUGACUAUGGGCUGGGCAUCAGUGGUUAUGGCUGGAGACGCAGAGGAACGUGCUGUAGUAACAGCUAGCAUGAAUGCCAUCGGCCAAGCUAUUACAGCCGGGACUCAAGUGGUACAAUUUCCAGCAAGUCGGGCGCCUAAUUUUCGCGGCGGAUUCAUUAGUGUUCUAGCAACUACUGUAGCACAACUUGGUACCAUCCUCGCCAUCCUAUUCUUAAGUCAUAGGGAAUACAAACGCAAACAGAAACACGUGGAUACGCUAUCCGAGCCGGAGGUGGUGGUGGGGGAUGCUGAGUUGGACAAAGCAUUGGAAACUGAUCGUUGA